AGAGGCAGUCUCAUCACCAGAGCGAGAGCACACACCAGUCCUCAGUCCACGCACGGCACAGCGACGCACGGCACAACGACGCACGGCUCCGGCUCACGUCUUCACUCGGGCGCAGGGGCGAGCGCUUUGGUGAGCCUGGAAUAAGGGACUCAGACACGUUCCAGCUCGUUCAGUCCCUUCUACACACUCAUGGAUGUACUGUUUACGCGCUCUGGACACGCGGAAGACACUGGCUCGCUUGGAUAUUGUUGAUUACGCUGCUCGGGUCGGGGACGACAGAGUGAAGCGGAGGUGGGAUUGUGCCAGUUCAGCGUGGGACUUUUGGGUUUCUUUAAAUUGAGAAACAACAGAAGCUCACCACUAAUUGUCUGAGCCACUAGCCCUGCUGCUGGUGGAUCCACGGAGGACACGGAGUAAAUGAGUAUAGCUUUAAUGAAGAGGCAGACCUGCUAACGCUGCAGAAGGGACCCUCUUCAAUAAGUAUGGGGUCACCAUGGAAACCAUUUCUGUUCUUCUCGAUCGUCAGUGGCCUUACAGACUUUACAGAAUCCGUUGCUGCACGGCCCAUGACAUACGCAGCUGCAGUUUUACGAAUGAAGUCGGACAGCUCUUCAUCGCUGCUCAGCUCCCGUGGCAGACCUCAGCACAGUGGACCGUCCUCUCCUGACUGGUCCCUGUUCUCCAGUUAUGCCCUGUCAUCCCAAAACCUGCUCAACUCUCAAGAGGACUACCGGAGUGAAGAGAGUGAAGAAUUUGGACCUGUUUUUAUCCAGGAGCCAGACGAUGUUAUUUUUUCAUUGGAUUCCGAUGAAAAGAAGGUUAUGUUACGCUGUGAAGCCAGAGGAAACCCUCCACCCACAUACAGCUGGUUUGUCAAUGGCUCAGAAGUGCAUGCAGAAGCAGACUACCGCUACAGUUUUAUCGAGGGGAACUUCAUUAUAACCAAUGCGAGUGAAACCACAGACUAUGGGAGGUACCAGUGCAAAGCCCAGAACAGCUUUGGGACUGUUCUAAGCAGAGACGCUCUCCUUCAAUUUGCAUUUCUCAAGCCGUUCAGUACAAAGGCGAGAGGAGGCGUGUCUGUGCGGGAAGGUCAAGGUGUGGUCCUCAUGUGCACCCCGCCCCCUCACUCACCAGAGAUCAUCUACAGCUGGGUUUUUAAUGAGUUUCCUUCGUUUGUGGCGGAGGACAGUCGACGCUUCAUUUCCCAGGACACAGGGAAUCUGUACAUCUCCAAGGUCCAACCCUCCGACGUGGGCAGCUACAUCUGUUUGGUCAAAAACCCAGUGACCAAUGCAAGAGUCUUAAGCCCACCGACUCCUCUGACGCUCAAGACGGAUGGUGUCAUGGGUGAAUACGAGCCCAAAAUUGAAGUGCAUUUUCCCACAUCUGUCCUCGCUGCAAAAGGAGUCACUGUGAGGCUGGAGUGCUUUGCUCUGGGAAACCCAGUACCAACGAUUACAUGGCGAAAGAUAAAUGGUAACAUCCCCAAAAAGGCCAGGCUGAGGAAGUCUCAGGCCGUCCUGGAGAUCCCCAACAUCCAGCUGGACGACUCAGGGACUUACGAAUGCAAAGCUGAAAAUCCACGAGGAGGGACUGCGUUCAAAGGUCAUCUGCAGGUCUACACCCUCCCUCAAUGGGUCAGAAUGAUUAAUGAUACUCAGAUGGAUAGUGGAGAGAAACUCCAGUGGGAGUGCAAGGCCACAGGGAGGCCCCGGCCCACCUAUCGCUGGCUUCUUAAUGGGCUGCCCUUGACAUCGCAGGCUCGUAUAGAAAUCGUGAAUGGUGAGCUAACCAUUCACAGAGUGCAGCAGACAGACUCAGGAAUGUACCAGUGCAUCGCUGAAAAUAAAUACGGAGCCGUCUAUUCCAGCACUGAGCUCAAGAUUUUAGCGUCUCCCCCAGUCUUCGUACCUAACCCUAUGCACAUUAUUGCGACCCUGGGAAAAGACGUGCUCCUUGAAUGCAAACCAAAAGCCUCUCCCAAACCUCGGAUUAUAUGGAAGAGGGGAGACAGACGAAUCGUGCCGAAUAAAAGGAUUAUGUUGUUGCGGAACAACACUCUAAGGAUUGUUAACUCCAGUCGAGCGGACGAGGGCAACUACGUGUGCCGGGCAGAGAACCAGUUGGGCUCUGCGGAGAUGACGGCCAUGUUGUGGGUAAAAGAGGCCAUGCGUGUGGAGCUGAACCCCAGCAGAGUGGAGGUAACUGUGGGGGAGAGUGUGGUGCUCAGCUGUAAGGCCACACAUGACACCUCUCUGGAUGUGGCUUUCCAGUGGUUCUUCAACCAACGACCCAUCAACUUUCACCAGGAAGGCGGCCAUUUUGAGUACAUCCAGACAGUCAGAGCACAGCAGACCUCCACUGUGGAUCUGAUGAUUAGGAGCAUUCUGCUGAAGCAUGCUGGGAAAUAUGGGUGCCGGGCCCAGACUAGUGCUGAUACUGUGUUUGCUGAGGCUGAACUUCUUGUACGAGGUCCGCCCGGUCCCCCUGGUGUGGUCAUAGUGGAGGAGAUCACAGACACAACAGCCACACUUUCUUGGACGUGCGGUCUGGACAACCACAGCCCCAUCAGCACCUACAAUAUACAGGCGCGCAGCCCCUUUUCAUUAGGCUGGCAAACCGUCAAAACAGAGCCGGAGCCUGUCACUGGGGACCUGGAGUCAGCCGUGGCCGUGCAGCUUAACCCUUGGGUGGAGUACGAGUUCAGGGUAGUUGCCAGCAACGCCAUCGGGACUGGAGACCCCAGUGCACCUUCCAGAGCUGUGCGGACUAAGGAAGCAGUCCCAUCAGUGGCACCGGCCAACGUGAGCGGAGGGAACGGCCGCCGGCACGAGCUCGUCAUCUCCUGGGAGCCGGUCUCCGAGGAGUUCCAGAACGGAGAGGGCUUUGGUUACAUCGUGGCGUUUCGGGCCAAUGGGAGCAGAGGAUGGAAAGAGAAGAUGGUGACUUCCGCAGAUUCCACCACGUAUAAAUACAGAGAUGAGACCUUCCCUCCACUAACGCCCUUUGAAGUAAAAGUUGGAGUCUACAACAACAAAGGAGAUGGACCUUUCAGCAAAGUUGUGGUUAUUCACUCUGCUGAGGGAGAACCGAGAGAGGCUCCGUCUGACAUUAAAGCACACAGUAUUUCCUCAUCUGAAAUGAAGGUCACUUGGAAACCACCAAACCCUGGACCUGGACGACCCCGAGGAUAUGAGGUGAGCUACUGGAAAGACGCGGAACAGGAAGAAUCCGGACAAAAACAGCGCACUGUGAAAAAUGAAACGUCGAUGGUGUUGUCAGGACUAGAGAGCAACAGCCUGUACCACAUCACUGUUAAAGGCUUCAACAGCAUCGGCCAGGGACCUGCCAGCGCCGCUGUCACUGCUCGGACGAGGAAAGCCCCUCCAGCGCAGCCUCCCAGUAAUCUCCUGUGGAUUCAAGAGGGCAACAACGUGUCUCUGAGCUGGACUCCCGUGAAGGCCAAAGACAACGAAUCUGACGUCAUCGGGUACAUGGUGAUGCUGAGACAGGAGGGCAGACCACAUAACCAGAUCACCAGGACCAUCAACCCCUCCACCAUGUUGUCUCUGCCCGAGGGAGGCACUUACAUCAUCGAGGUGCGCGCUCUGAGCGAGGGGGGAGAGGGCUCGCUCAGCUCCCAGGUCAGACUGGUCACUUCCUCUGGUGUUCGAGCCAAAAACCAUCAGUGCUCAGUGCAUUUCCUCCCCCUGAAUUUAACAUGGACUGCUCUCGUGCUGGUUGUUCUGGUGCCUUCAGUGUCAUGGUGAGGCCGCAGUGCCACCCCAUGCCCUCGGAGGGAGCUGCUCGUCUUCCGCUCCCUCGUCGCUCUGACCGCGAACUUUGGCCUUAACCAUCCC
Messenger RNA from Periophthalmus magnuspinnatus, 3863 nucleotides. RefSeq names its product contactin 5 (gene cntn5). NCBI's taxonomy places the organism in Eukaryota, Metazoa, Chordata, Actinopteri, Gobiiformes, Gobiidae. Gene Ontology annotation, biological process: cell-cell adhesion. The coding region runs from base 483 to 3773 and encodes 1096 amino acids. The transcript has 25 exons. Gene Ontology annotation, molecular function: protein binding. The record is from RefSeq and is a predicted model, not a curated record.